Messenger RNA from Equus quagga, 2530 nucleotides. RefSeq names its product ankyrin repeat domain 13D (gene ANKRD13D). Gene Ontology annotation, cellular component: cytoplasm. NCBI's taxonomy places the organism in Eukaryota, Metazoa, Chordata, Mammalia, Perissodactyla, Equidae. The transcript has 15 exons. The record is from RefSeq and is a predicted model, not a curated record. The coding region runs from base 234 to 1790 and encodes 518 amino acids.
UGCACCGGCUCGUCUGGGCGAACCGGCACCGCGAACUGGAGGCCGCGCUGCACAGCCGCCAGCACGACAUUGAACAGGAGGACCCCCGGGGGCGUACCCCUCUGGAACUGGCUGUGUCCCUGGGGAACUUGGAGUCCGUGAGAGUCCUCCUUCGACACAAUGCCAAUGUGGGCAAAGAAAGCUGCCAGGGCUGGGCAGUGCUGCAGGAGGCAGUCAGCACUGGGGACCCGGAGAUGGUGCAGCUGGUGCUCCAGUAUCGGGACUACCAAAGGGCCACACAGAGGCUGGCUGGCAUUCCAGAAUUGCUCAACAAACUCCGCCAGGCCCCCGAUUUCUACGUGGAGAUGAAGUGGGAGUUCACCAGCUGGGUGCCCCUCGUGUCCAAGAUGUGCCCCAGCGACGUGUACCGCGUGUGGAAGCGGGGCGAGAGCCUGCGGGUGGACACCAGUCUCCUGGGCUUCGAGCACAUGACCUGGCAGCGCGGCCGGAGGAGCUUCAUCUUUAAGGGCCAGGAGGCAGGAGCCUUGGUGAUGGAAGUGGACCAUGACCGGCAGGUGGUGCACACGGAAACGCUGGGGCUCGCCCUACAUGAGCCAGAAGCGCUGCUGGCCGCCAUGCGGCCCAGUGAGGAGCACGUGGCCAGUCGCCUCACCUCUCCUAUUGUCUCCACCCACUUGGACACUCGAAACGUGGCCUUUGAGAGGAACAAAUGUGGUAUCUGGGGCUGGCGGUCUGAGAAGAUGGAAACCGUUAGCGGCUACGAGGCCAAGGUGUACAGUGCCACCAACGUGGAGCUGGUGACACGCACACGCACGGAGCACCUCUCUGAUCAGGACAAGUCGAGGAGCAAAGGGGGGAAGACUCCGUUCCAGUCCUUCCUCGGGAUGGCCCAGCAGCACUCCUCCCACAACGGGGCUCCUGUGCAGCAGGCAGCCAGCCCCACCAACCCCACAGCCAUCUCCCCCGACGAGUACUUCGACCCCAACUUCAGCCUGGAGUCGAGGAACAUUGGCCGCCCCAUCGAGAUGUCCAGCAAAGUACAGAGGUUCAAGGCAACAUUGUGGCUGAGUGAGGAGCACCCGCUCUCCCUGGGUGACCAGGUGACGCCCAUCAUCGACCUGAUGGCCAUCAGCAACGCUCACUUUGCCAAGCUGCGAGACUUCAUCACCCUGCGCCUCCCACCUGGCUUCCCGGUCAAGAUUGAGAUCCCCCUUUUCCACGUGCUCAACGCCCGCAUCACCUUCAGCAACCUGUGUGGCUGUGACGAGCCCCUGAGCUCAGUGUGGGUGCCGGCCCCUGGCUCGGCUGUCACAGCUUCAGGGAGCCCUUUCCCGUGCGAGGUGGACCCCGCCGUGUUCGAGGUGCCCGAAGGGUACAGUGUGCUGGGCGCGGAGCGCAGUGAGCCCCUCCGUGACGAGGACGAUGACCUGCUGCAGUUUGCCAUCCAGCAGAGCCUGCUCGAGGCGGGCGCGGAGGCGGAGCAGGUGACUGUCUGGGAAGCCCUGACCACCACCGGGCCUGGUGCCCACCCUCCUCCCCACGUCACGGCUUAUGAGGAACAGCUUCAGCUGGAGCGGGCCCUCCAGGAAAGCCUGCGGAUGUCCACCGAGCCCCGGGGCCCGGGAUCCCCGCAUAGGACGCCCCCGGCCCUGGCCCCCCCCAGUUUUGAGGAGCAGCUUCGCCUGGCCCUGGAGUUGUCCUCACGGGAGCAGGAGGAGCGGGAGCGACGGGGGCAGCAGGAGGAGGAGGACUUACAGCGGAUCCUGCAGCUGUCACUCACGGAGCACUGAGCCCCGAGGCCCGGCCCGGGAGGGCUGUCCGGCUGCACCCCCUCCCGCUUUUGUAACUUAUUUAUUUAUAAACUGUCUGCUGCUGCGCUGGGGGCCUGGAGCCCUGGGGGCGGGCUUGCGUUAGAGACCAAGAUGGAAAUAAAGAGACCUUCAGCAGCAGGCUUGCUCUGCUCAAUGGGGGUAGUAAGGUGCCCCCCCCCAUUAAGGCCUGAUUGUCUGAUCUUCCCCAAAACCUGUCUGUCCAGUCCUGCGUCCCUAGGUCCCAAGGGGGGCGCUGAGGGGAGACUGUGGAUGAUGGCCUCAGACCUGGGUUCGAAUCCUGGCCAUGGCCCCCUUAGCCUCUCUGAGCCUCAGUUUUGUCAGCUGUAAAAUUACACCCCCGUCCCCCAGGGUUGUUGGGACGGUCGAAUGAGCCAAGAGGUGUGAAGGGCCCUCACAGAGCAGGUGUUCCCUAGACAUCAGUGCUCCGGAGCCCUGUCCCACCUCCUAGAGACCGUCGUUCCUCCUGCCCCCCAGGCUGGCUUUCCCAGAACCCCUCCGCGCUCCUGUCGCGGAUGGGGAAAGGCUGGGCCUCCAGAUCUACUUACAGCCAGAGCCCCUUGCACCCUGGACCUAGGUUCCUUGGGCGUGUUCUCGGGUAUCAGAGUGACUUUGGGCAAGUCACUUCCUUUGGCAGCAGCUCUGAACUGCGCAGCCCUGCCCUGCUCACCUCCAAGGCGGUGGCCCUGAGGAUCCCCUGG